Molecule: messenger RNA, 771 nt
Organism: Hyaloperonospora brassicae
Lineage: Eukaryota; Oomycota; Peronosporomycetes; Peronosporales; Peronosporaceae
Source: the annotation of a GenBank genome assembly
AUGAGCUCGAGCUGCACACUCGUCGCCGACAGUAUGGACGACGCAGUGCAGAUGCUGCUCGGUCUCCUCGCGCUGUCGUCCCUGUACGCCAAGUGGCACGUCGAGCGACCGCGGAGACCGGUUCAGGUCUGGUUCAUGGACGCGCUCAAGCAGGGCUCGUCGGCUGCGAUGAUCCACGUGAUGAACAUUGUGCUGGCGAUCGGUCUGGUGGACUCGUCCGAGACGCCGAGUGACCAGGACCAGUGCGCGUUCUACUUUAUGAACGUUGUGAUCGACACGACAUUGGGCGUGUACUUUGCCUAUUUAUUACUACAGCUAUUUACCAUCAUUGCGAUCCGACAGCAAUGGAGGAGCCUGCGGUGUCAGGGAUACUAUGGCGACCCGCCCUCGUGGAAAGUCUGGUGGAUACAGUUGCUGCAAUGGUGCACGAUUCUGACCAUUAUGAAGUUUUUCGUCGGUGGCGUGAUCUACGCGUUUUCGACGCCGCUGGGAUGGAUGGGUUCGCUGCUUUUCUAUCCCGUGCACAAGCACCCGAAGAUCGAGCUGCUGAUCGUGAUGAUCGGCUGUCCGCUGGUGAUGAACAUGGUGCAGUUUUGGAUCCAGGACAGCUUCCUCAUGAAUCAUGAUCAACCGAACCGCGAAGAGCUACCACUUUUACAACCAUCAGCGGCUGGCGCUGCUAUCGUGCAAAAGCCACGUGGCGUGCCGAGCGUCUCCAAUGCUGCCGACAUGCGGACGCAUCCCCGGGACGUCAUCGUGCGGACUGGAUAA